Molecule: messenger RNA, 776 nt
Organism: Dentiscutata erythropus
Lineage: Eukaryota; Fungi; Glomeromycota; Glomeromycetes; Diversisporales; Gigasporaceae
Source: the annotation of a GenBank genome assembly
CAAAAUCUCGGAGAGAAGCGAGAAAUUUUGAUACAAAUUCACAAUAUAUUUUCUCAGGUAUACCUAAAGAAUUCGAUCGAGAGGAAGAAAGUUCGGGUUUAUGGCACAGCAUUCUUAGGGAGCUUUUUAAAGGAAAUUUUUCUUCACCUAUUAGAGAGAAAUUAAAUAAUGGCGGGCUAACAAUAUUAGAUAUCGGUUGCGGUCUUGGAACUUGGUUGUUCGAAAUGUCGUCAGACUUUAAAGAAUGUCAAUAUAUUGGAGUGGAUUUAACAUCUAAACAAUUUAUUUCUAAUAAGCCAAAAAAUGUGAAUUUUGUCACGGCAGACAUUACCAAAGGACUUCCGUUUCGUGACGAAUCAAUUGAUUUUGUUCACAUUCGAAACUUAGUUUUUGAUCUCAGGGAUGAGCAAUGGGACUCUGUAAUUCAAGAUUGCACUCGAAUCUUGAAGCCCGGGGGAUUUAUCGAGGUAACUGAAGCCGAAAUAAACUCAAGGAAUAUCGGCCCUAUUAUGGAAAAGUUUGCAAGAAAAUUUGCGGACAUGAUGAAAGCCAAUAAUUUAAAAAAUAUUACUCAUCAUGAACGCAAUUUUCCCCUUGGAACAUGGUGCAAUGAUUUUGGAAGCGCGUUCAAGACAUAUAAUUUAGAAACAUUGCGCUCUACGGUUACAAGAUUUGGCUCAAAAGAUGUUGAUAACCAUCUAAAUGAACUUAUAGCUGAAUGCAACUAUCAUCGAACUUAUUUCAUUGUUCGUAAAUUUUUCGCGCAAAAGAUUUAA